Molecule: messenger RNA, 1620 nt
Organism: Neocloeon triangulifer
Lineage: Eukaryota; Metazoa; Arthropoda; Insecta; Ephemeroptera; Baetidae
Product: zinc finger protein 585B-like
Exons: 4
Coding region: 117-1547 (476 amino acids)
Biological process (GO): regulation of DNA-templated transcription
Molecular function (GO): RNA polymerase II cis-regulatory region sequence-specific DNA binding; protein binding; DNA-binding transcription factor activity, RNA polymerase II-specific
Source: RefSeq, a predicted model, not a curated record
CUUAGUCACGUGGUUUUGUUUUGAUCUCACUGUUCAUUUGUUGGAACCACUCGAAACCUUAAAGAAGCCAAGUCUGUAUGAGUUUUUCAUAAAUAAGAAAAUCUGCAGACGCGACCAUGACGGAGGUGAUCGACUCAAAAGCCGACUCUGUGUCCAGCCGACUGCUGGCUGGCCUGUUCGCCCAGAGACGCACCGGCAAGUUUUGCGAUGUGAAAAUUCACAUCGGCAACACCUGUCUGUGGGCGCACUCUUGCGUCCUCAGCACCUUCAGCUCGAGGCUGUACGACGCCUUCGUCAACCUGGACAGCGACGGCCGCAAACAAAACCGUAAACACCUGAAUCUCUACAAAAACUGGUCGCUCAACAAACCGCUGGAAAUUUUCCUGUCCGACUUUGGUGCCGAAGAGGGCGAGGAGUGUCUGAAGUGCGUCGACAAGGUUGUUGACUUUUUGUACAACGGCCGCAUCGCCAUCGACCACGUGGACCACAUCGGACACGUCGAGAGACUCGGCAAGUUGCUCCAGAUCAACGAGUUGGACGAGGUGUGCCAGGAGGCCAGAAUGAAACUGAAAGAAGAUGUGCCGGAGGAAGAGACGGAAUUACUGAUUGACCGAGAUAAAGAGAAAUGCAGAAAAACACAGCUUGCUGGAGGAAAACCGUACAGUUGUUUGGCCUGUGGCUCCAAGCAGAGGACGGUUGCUGCCCUUUUGCAGCACCUUCGAGAGCCGUCGCACGAAAACACCAGUCUUGACUGUUCCCUUUGCCUUAGGUACACUGCAAAGUCCGAGUCUGACCUGAGGUUGCACCUGGCUCUGCACGAUCACUCGCUGCCCUUUUUCUGCGCCAGUUGCGACGCCCGUUUUCGAACUCGCACGGCGCUUUCCUCGCACGAGCCGCGCCACUCGACCCAGACACCGUUCCUCUGCGGAAAGUGCGGCAAAGGCUUCAAGUGGAAACACGCGCUCAUCAACCACGAGUUGGUGCACUCGGACGAGAAGAGGCACUUGUGUGACACGUGCGGCUUCUCGACGGCUCACGUCAGCACCUUCAGGGCGCACAAGAUGGUGCACGCGGGCGUCUGCUUCAAGUGUCCGGUGGCCGACUGCCAGUUCGUGGCCACCAGGAAGCAAUCGCUCAUGCAGCACAUCCCCACACACACCAACCAGAAACAGUACCAAUGCGAGAUUUGCGGUCAAAGUUUCACGAUGCACAAGAACCUUCGUCGUCAUGCUGCCAAACACGAGCCUUCGCCAGAGGGUCUGACGUGUUGUCCUGUGCCCGGGUGUCUCUACUCAAACACCCGCCUGGACAAAAUCAAAGCUCAUGCUGAGAGACACAAGUCUGGCAAACCUGUGCGCAACUCCCUCAUUCCUCGAGUGCGCCAGUCGAAGAUAAAAAAACAAAACACUCCUGUUCCGUCGUUCCUCAAAAGUGCUGCGGAGCCGGUGGCCGAAAAAAACUUUGUGGUUGUGAUUCCAAUGGAAGUUGCUCCCUUGGUGGACGAUUUGAGGAGUCAUGAUAUUGAAAUUUCUGCAGUAUCCGAGUAAUUGGCUGCAUUUUAUUGUUCAAAAUAAAUUCACAGAAUGUCCAAAAGUAACAUUGGUCAAGUCUCUAAACAAA